AAUAUAAACCAUAACCCAAUCACUGUAACAUUAAUGUGAUCACAGCCUCCCUCCACUCUGAGACUCUGUCUGAGCUGAUGGGAGAUGGAAUAUCCUGAAGCACAAGUCUAUUAACCUGAACUGUUGUUCACAACUAAAAGCUACUGACUGCGUUGGUGCCAACAAAUCUCUCAGAUCUGAGUUGAUAACAUUCUGAAUUUGGUUCAUUUUGUGUAUGUAGCACGUUUUCUCUCACACUUUCUGACUUCAUGAAGACAUUAUGGGAAGCUUCUCUUGACCUCUGAUCUCAAACAUGUAUAUAUUUGUUGUUCUGACUCAAAAAUCUGUUUAUUUCCCAGACAUCAUUGGAUCCCAACAGGUUCUGCUACACAAUCCUUACUAGCCUAUUAAUACGUGCUGCUGUGAUAACGUGUGUUUUUUUUGUUUUGUUUUUGUUGUUAAUGAAUCGACAUAUUUUUACAUGUAUUAUUGUGGGGGGUAUUUUCCCGGUGCCCACAUUUUGUAGUGCCACCCCUGGCUCCGGUAAAUAAGCUGUGGCUGUGCUGAGCCCGUAGAAGCUUGACGUGAGAGCCGUCGUCCGUCUGCGCUGGUCUGGAGACAGUCAACGGUCCGGCGCAAAGACGUUUUCUUGCGCAAAGGCGCAAAGGGUUAAAGAUCGGCUCGCGGCAGCCUCGGAUUCGGCAGCUUUGCGCUCGGCUCAGUCGUUGCAUCGCUCCGCGGGCAGCGCUCCGAUAUCUGGCGUCGCUGUGGAUUGUGGGAGUCGAGGACACUGCCCAGGCUCGUUACCGGAGACAUUUUCCGCUGUGCUCGUUUUCCGCCGUGUCCCUGCACGUUGACGCUGGUCUCAGCAUCAUGUCCAGCCGAGGAGGAAAGAAGAAGACGACCAAGACGUCGCGCUCCACCAAGGCCGGCGUCAUCUUCCCCGUGGGGCGCAUGCUGCGCUACAUCAAGCGGGGCCUUCCCAAGUACCGCAUCGGCGUGGGAGCGCCCGUCUACCUGGCCGCCGUCCUCGAGUACCUCACCGCCGAGAUCCUGGAGUUGGCAGGAAAUGCAGCCAGAGACAACAAGAAGGGCCGCGUCACACCGCGGCACAUCCUGCUCGCCAUCGCCAACGACGAGGAGUUGAACCAGUUGCUGAAAGGCGUGACCAUUGCUGCGGGUGGAGUCCUGCCGAACAUCCACCCAGAGCUGCUGGCCAAGAAGAGAGGAGCCAAGGGCAAACUGGAGACCCCGGUCUCACCCGCGCCCGAGAAGAAGCUCAAAUCUGUGAAGAAGCCACCGGCCAAGAAACUGAGUGGGAAGAAAAGAGGCGGAAAAGCCAAGAAGCAGGGAGACGUGAGCAAGGCGGCGUCGGCAGACAGCACCACAGAGGGGUCUCCAGCAGACAGCUUCACCGUGCUCUCCACCAAGAGCCUGUUCCUGGGCCAGAAGCUCAACCUUAUCCACAGCGAGGUCAGUAACUUGGCUGGCUUUGACGUGGAGGGGGUUAUCAACCCCACCAAUGCUGAACUUGAGCUUAAAGAUGAUCUAGGCUCAGCUCUGGAAAAAAAGGGAGGGAAGGAGUUUGCUGAAGCGCUGCAGGAGCUGAAGAAGAAGAACGGCCCCCUGGAGGUGGCUGGUGCUGUGUUGACCGCCGGCUUCGGUCUGCCUGCCAAGUACGUCAUCCACUGCAACAGUCCAGGCUGGGGCUCCGACAAGUGUGAGGAGUUACUGGACAAGACGGUGAAGAACUGCCUGGCUCUGGCCGACGAGAAGAAACUCAAGUCUGUGGCUUUCCCCUCUAUUGGUAGUGGAAGGAAUGGGUUCCCCAAGCAGACCGCGGCCCAGCUGAUCCUUAAGGCGAUCUCCAGCUACUUUGUGGCCACCAUGUCUUCCACCAUCAAGACCGUCUACUUUGUGCUGUUUGACAGCGAGAGCAUCGGCAUCUACGUGCAGGAAAUGGCCAAGCUGGAGUCGAGCUAAAGAAGUUGGGAUUUUUCUCCUUCCGGUUCCUCUCCCACCCCCACAUUGUUUUUUCCUGCAAAGAAGUAGGAAGGUUUACUAGUGAUUUGUUAAAUAUGAAGAGCAGAAGAAAUAGACCAGGAACUGGUUUUUGCAUUAUGUUUGUAUUUUUCUUAUCUCGUUUUUAAUUUCUUAUUUACUUGUCACCUCUGGUGUUUAAAUGUUAAAGUGCACUGUUCAUUCAGCGGUUCUCUUAUCACAGUGACACACAAAAGAGCAAGGAGACUCGCUUCAACAAUUCAUUUUCAUAAUAUUAAAAAGAUAACAACACCUCAAGUACAAGGCUUCCAGAGAAGUCAGAUGAAUACGGGUUAAUGCAUGUAACGGCAGUAAAACAAUUAAAACACAGACAGAUAAUAAUUUUCUUUCGAGCUCAAAAAACAUUUAUUCGAUGUAUUUUUGGUAGACGUUCAACUCUUCAACUUCAGUUUCCUCUACUUUCGUCUUGAAGAGACUGAGACAAGUGUAGAAUGAGUUCUUGUUUUUGUGUUGUGUGUUGCUAAUUCCUCCGUUGGCCUUCGAGUACAAGGCGAGAAAUGUUUCGGUGUGCUGCAGAGACCUUGAAUGACAAAAAGCUGAAGUGAAUUGUAAUGUAAAUGCCCACAUAUGAUAUUCUAUAGUCUUGGUACCAGCGUCAGGAUUUCAAUGCUGUAAACUGAUCACAUUUGGUCGACGUUUACAGUAAAAACAAUAGAAAUUACAAUUGGAAAAUGAAGGUUUUUGCAGGGCUCCUGAUUUAUAUUGUGUGUUCCUAUCAGUGUUUAUAUAUAUGGAGUAUUUGUGAAAUGUUAUAGUAGAAUAUUGGACUGUAACACAGAGUUUUAUUUUCUAUUUUAAUUUUUUUAAUUGUUUCUAAAAGCCACAGACAAUUUGGAAGAAAACCGUUGCAGAUGUGACUUUUUUGUGUGUUUCGUCUUGGGGUCAGAACAAAUGUGUCGUUCUUUCUGGGUUUGGAGGCUCGGUCCUGUUGCUUUCUGUUCUCCUCCAUUGCUGCCACUAGAUGGCUCCCGGUGGUCACGGAUUGGGGUCUUGGUCUCAGCCAUCUUCUGUGCAGCAGCAGGCCUCUUCACACGGACACUGGGUCGAUUUGAGUUGGAUUUGAAUUGGGAUUGGACGCGUACAAGGAACCGGACUGCUCUGCUGCAUUUGGACUAACUUUCUUAUGGAAAAAAAUAAAUAUAUAUACAAUGCUUUCUAAAAAAUUGCUACAAUUGAUGAUUCUACAAAAGGUCUGUACACUACAGUAAUAAAACACUUUUAAAAACA
Messenger RNA from Betta splendens (Siamese fighting fish), 3267 nucleotides. Its product is annotated as core histone macro-H2A.1. Gene Ontology annotation, cellular component: nucleosome. Lineage: Eukaryota; Metazoa; Chordata; Actinopteri; Anabantiformes; Osphronemidae. Bases 853 to 1962 code for a protein of 369 amino acids. The record is from RefSeq and is a predicted model, not a curated record. Gene Ontology annotation, molecular function: DNA binding; structural constituent of chromatin; protein heterodimerization activity. The transcript has 9 exons.